AUGCGGUGGUUAACUCUGGCGGUGGCCGUUGCCGCCACCGUGACUCAGGUCACGGCAAAAGCUGUGUUUGCCCAUUUUAUGAUUGGCAACACAGAGAACUACACCACAAGCGACUGGCUGGAUGACAUGCGUCAAGCCAAGAAGGCGCACAUUGACGCCUUUGCCUUGAACAUGGCCCACGGCGAAGAGACCAACGAGAAGUCGCUCGCAGCCGCGUUCUCCGCCGCCGCGAGCGAGGGCAUGCAGCUCUUCUUCUCGUUCGACUACGCCGGCAACGGGCCCUGGCCCAAGCAAACGGUGAUCGAAUACAUUGCAAAGUAUGGUUCGAGCAGCGCCUAUUUCCACCACAACGGGAGGCCUUUUGUCUCGACUUUUGAAGGACCCGACCAGGCCGACGACUGGAUCGACAUCAAGAGCCAAACGUCCUGCUUCUUCAUGCCCGACUGGUCUUCCCUGGGGGCCAAGAAGGCCAUGGCUGCCGGCGGCGGCGUCGCGGACGGGCUCUUCUCGUGGGCAGCGUGGGCGUGGGGAGACUGGGACAUGUACACGUACACGGACGCUUCGUACGCCCAGUACAUGAACGGGAAGCCGUACAUGAUGCCGGUCUCGCCCUGGUUCUACACCAACCUGCCGGGUUACAACAAGAACUGGCUCUGGCGCGGCGACCGGGCGUGGGGCGACCGCUGGAUCCAGGCGCAGUGGUGGCAGCCCGAGUUCAUCCAGAUCAUCUCGUGGAACGACUACGGCGAGUCGCACUACAUCGGCCCGGUCCGGAAACACGCCAUGGGCGCUUUCGACAUUGGCAGGGCGCCGUACAACUAUGCCACUCUGCCCCAUGACGGCUGGCGCGAUAUCCUGCCGUUCGUCAUCGACAUGUACAAGAACAACGUCGCCACCAUUGACCAUGAGCGGCUCGUGACCUGGUACACGUUGGUCGAUCCGACCAGGUGUAACCACAACGGAACCGUUGCCAAUACUGCUUCUCAGCUGCAGCAGGAAUUCGAACCCGAGGAGGUGAUGGACAACAAGAUCCACUUCGCUGCCCUGCUGAAGGGCAAGCCGGACAAGGUGCUCUGCGACGUUGGCGGCUCCAUCACCACCGGCAAGUUCUACCAGGGUCCCGACAACGACGGGACCGGCAUGUAUCUGGGUGAGUGCGACAAGGAGGGAGGGACCGGGAUAGUCCGGGUCAUCGUCACAAGAGGCCAGACGACCAUUACAGUCUUCGGCGACGCCAUCUCCAGCGACUGCUCGCGCUGGAACGGUUUCACAAACUACAACGCGCACGUGGCGAGCGGGUUUUCCACGGCCGUCGUCAACGCCCAAGCGGCCGAUAUCAGCCAGGCCGUCUGCGUCAACGGAACCGGCAUGCACGUCGUCAAGGACCUCUGCGAGUUCACCUGCUCGCUGGGAUACUGCCCCCAGACCGCCUGUGUCUGCACCCGGCUGGGCAAGCAGCCUACUCUGCCCAAGGCCAGCGGCGUCCAGGGGCACCCCAUAGGAAACCUAGACGCGAGCGUCUCGGGCUUGUGUUCCUUUGCCUGCAGCUAUGGCAAAUGCUCCGACUUUGGCAAGUACUGCUCCACCACCAAGAUGCCACUGAACGUUCGGCCGCAGUCCCUUUUCGAGCCGCUAUACUGCGACGCCGGCCUGGCGCGCGAUGGACAGGAGUACUUUAACGAGCUCUGUGGGUUCACCUGCAAGCACGGGUACUGCCCGAUCCGGCGCUGCAUCUGUUCCGUCGGAUGGGGAUUCGCCAACAUCCUCGACCCCUUCGAAACGUCCACGGCCAAGCCUCUAUCUGGCGUGGAGGACUAUGGCCUCUGCAGCUUCGCCUGCCAGCGCGGUUUCUGUCCUAACGACGUCUGCUUCGAGAACGGUGAGUUCGACGACUGGUGGCUCUGGGGCGAGCACUAUAACCCGAUUGAGGACAUAUACAUCGACGACGAGGACAUUGACCGUCUAGACUGCGACCCUGCCCAGGCGCCGCGGACGUUGGACGAUCUUGCCAAGUCGGCUGAGACUCUGUCAACCCCUUCCCAAUGCUGGGAUCGGUGGGCGAUGGAGAUCCUGAUUAAGACGCUCUUGGGCAUCGGAAGCGAGUACCAGGAGAGCCUCAAGGGAUACGACAAGCUGUUUUCCACCUAUGAAAAAUAUAUCAGGGAGAGCGUCGGCCCGCAGCUGGAGCAUUUCGCCCAUCCAGGAAAUAUGAAGUCCCCCGGGCUCAAGUACUUUGACUGUGUGGUGUCGAUCAACGGAAAGAAGUACAGGGACAAACAGGACUGUCAGUACAUUGUCCUGGAGAGGCUGCCGGUUGAUAACUGGCACAUCGACUAUACCUUGCGUGAUGCAGAGGGUUUCUUUGCCGAGGUCGACGAGAAGCUGGGGAUAGCGAAGGAAUGGAUCACUUUCGGCGAGUGGGCACUGGAGAAACAGUGCGACGACUCCAUGUAUGGUGACGAUGGAGCUCAUAUAUGGAACCCCGGUAGACCAGGAAUGAGCUGCAAACCGAAGAUCACGAGCAUGAGCAACUUUCCUAUAGCUAUCGCUGAGGACAAGCAAGCGGUCGACGCCAUGAACAGCAUCAAGAAGACGGGAGCCGACAUCAUCAAGCAAAACAAGAAGAAGCUCAUCACCUUCAUCCUGAGCAUCGUGCUGAUGGUGCUUCCCAUCAUUGGCGAGAUUGGCGGAGCCCUGAUUGGCGGCAUGGCCAUGGUCGCACGCAUCAUCACCCUGAUCGACAUUGCGGGCAACGUCGGGAUGACUGCCUAUGACAUUGUCGAGGACCCGCAGUCGGCGCCCUUUGCCAUCAUGGGCAUGCUGAUGGGCUUCGCAGGAGGUACGAGGUCCGAGAAGGACUUGGCGGCUGCUGGCAAAGCACGCAAGGCCAUGCCUGACUCUGCCGUUACAAAGCUCGGCAAGGUCUUUACCGAGAAUGACAGGAAGGUCCAGAAUAUCAUCAAUGCCUGUAGGUGGAAAUGA
This is a messenger RNA of Sordaria macrospora k-hell, 2982 nucleotides long. NCBI's taxonomy places the organism in Eukaryota, Fungi, Ascomycota, Sordariomycetes, Sordariales, Sordariaceae. The record is from RefSeq and is a predicted model, not a curated record.